Solea solea (common sole) is the source of this 3628-nucleotide messenger RNA. It is a transcript of the gene camk1a, whose product is annotated as calcium/calmodulin-dependent protein kinase Ia. The transcript is spliced from 12 exons. Bases 206 to 1396 code for a protein of 396 amino acids. Gene Ontology annotation, biological process: peptidyl-serine phosphorylation. Gene Ontology annotation, cellular component: intracellular anatomical structure. Gene Ontology annotation, molecular function: calmodulin binding; calcium/calmodulin-dependent protein kinase activity; ATP binding. NCBI's taxonomy places the organism in Eukaryota, Metazoa, Chordata, Actinopteri, Pleuronectiformes, Soleidae. The record is from RefSeq and is a predicted model, not a curated record.
UCGCAGAUCACGUUGUUAGGAGAACAGAGAGUGAUUUUCUGCUGCACUACGUCCACAGACGCCUUUUCUUGACGUCAGGAGAAGCGAACCAGCGCUGCGCACAAGCAGCACAGCAACCACAUCGCUCCCAGAGGGAAGGAGAAACACAUCACAACUACUGAGCAUCAUUUAGCUGUAGUGUGGCAAACUCGAUUAGCAUUGUAGGAUGCCUCUUGGGGAGGAUGGAAAUGGAUGGAAAAAGAAGACGUCAGACAUCAAAGAACACUAUGACUUCAAAGAAGUGCUGGGAACCGGCGCGUUCUCUGAGGUGGUUCUAGCCGAGGAGAAGAGGACCCAGAGGCUGGUGGCCAUCAAGUGCAUCCCCAAGAAAGCACUGGAAGGCAAAGAGAACAACAUUGAAAAUGAGAUCGCCGUACUACACAGAAUCAAGCAUCCCAAUAUCGUUUCACUGGAGGACAUCUUUGAAAGUACAUCUCACCUAUACCUGGUCAUGCAGCUUGUGUCAGGAGGCGAGCUGUUUGACAGGAUUGUGGAGAAAGGUUUUUACACGGAGAGAGAUGCCAGUCAGCUCAUCCACCAGAUCCUGGAUGCAGUGAAAUACCUCCACGACAUGGGCAUCGUCCACAGAGACUUGAAGCCAGAGAACCUGCUGUAUUACAGUAUGGACGAAGACUCCAAGAUCAUGAUCAGUGAUUUUGGACUUUCAAAGAUCGAGGGAUCCGGCAGCGUCAUGUCCACGGCCUGCGGCACCCCCGGAUAUGUGGCUCCGGAGGUGCUCGCCCAGAAGCCGUACAGCAAAGCAGUGGAUUGCUGGUCCAUAGGAGUUAUUUCCUAUAUUCUAUUAUGCGGGUAUCCUCCGUUUUACGAUGAAAACGAUGCAAAGUUAUUUGAGCAGAUUCUGAAAGCAGAGUACGAGUUUGACUCCCCGUACUGGGACGACAUCUCAGACUCAGCCAAAGACUUCAUCUGUCACCUGAUGGAGAAAGACCCUCAGAAGAGAUACACAUGUGAACAGGCACUCCAGCAUCCAUGGAUCUGUGGAGACACGGCUCUGGACAAGAAUAUCCACGAAUCUGUCAGCGCUCAGAUCAAGAAGAACUUCGCCAAAAGUAAAUGGAAGCAAGCGUUUAAUGCCACAGCGGUGGUGCGCCACAUGCGGAGGCUGCAGCUGGGCACGAGUCUUGAGGGACCCAGUCAGAUCACUCCCACCAGUCCCUGCCAUGGACAUCUGCUCCCAGAGGAAGAGGAGGAGGACGAGGAGGAGGAUUUGGGCAACGGGGAGGAAGAGAGCUUGUCCCACUAUGAGGACGGCCGCCGCGGAAGCAAUGAGGGUAGCACAGAUCGGGACAGCCUGAGGAGCUGCACCUACUGCUGCAGGCCAGCCAGUCGUGUCUGAGCACACAAACCUCCCAUCGUCAUGGUGACACUGUAUCCCCCCCCCCCCUCCGGAGCGCCCAGAGCCCACCCCGCCCAGUCUGGCCAGGAAUGCAGAGUAGUUAUCAGGCAGCGUCCAUCGAUCAGAGUCCGUCCGCAGUGAGCAGGUCACUUUUUUGGGGGUGCGGACAAACGCACUGCAGGUCUUUGUCCAGAAUAAGGACAGUGUCCCCAGAUACCACGUCGUCGUCGUCACUCAGCAACUUGCUCAAAACCCGGGGUCUCUCCUCACAUUAUCCGUCACGUCUACCUCUGUCAUCACCCUCACUGCAUUACUGGCAGCUCUCUGUCAAACAAAUAAUCUGGCCGGAUUAGACACAAAGAGGAGGGAAACGAUUUCCCGAUUACUCCUGCAUGUCUCUCCGCUCGUCACCCCUCCAAAUAUGACUCAUGGCAGCACUGACUAAGUCACUAUUUAACAAAUGACUGCCAUGUUAACCUGAUCCCUCAUGAUGAAGUGUUGCAGUAUUUCCUGUCCCUCUGUUUUUUUUGGUGUCAGGAGACACUUGAAAGUGGUGCAGUGUUGUUGUUGUUGUUGUUGUUGUUGUUGUUGGGGCGAUGGACUCUAUAUUCUGGCUCAGACUGGGUUUGUGAAGAGUGCUUCUGACCGGGUAGCACCUGCAUGCUCUCCUUUCCUUUCGAGGAAAAAACACAAGUGUAUGAAUAUGAAAAGGAGACUUUUUUUGUUUUUGUUUUUGUUUUUGUUCCCCCCGCCCCCGCCCCCUCCAUGGCUGUUCUGUUAGCAGAGGCUCAAACUGAGAUCCCUGUUAGUUUGUAACGUGUAAGAAUCUUACUUUGCUGCCUGGACAAGGAGAGUUAUUGCCACGAUUGGGAAGACGAGCGAUGGCGCUAACGUCAGACCCUCAUCCUCAACCCCCUUGUUCCGUUUCUGACGAGUGUCUAAAACACCGGCACAGAUCUGUACGUCUCACACCGAGUCAGGCGGGAUCUCAGUCUGGGAGCUCCGCCCGCUCUGUGCUGUGCACCUCUAAGUGGAAGAAGUUUUGGUCUAUACUGUUUGCAUGAUCUGGUUAAAUAUGUUUACAUGAAUGAUGAUGAUCAAUUAGUAUAAACACAUAUGAUUAUAAUUCUUAUUCUUAUUCUUAUUCUUAUUAUUAUUAUCGUUGUAUUGAAGAAAAAAAAAAAAGAUGUAAUACUGUAAUAUUGAGCUAUUAUAAUGUGAAGUGACUUACACCAGAAAUGUAACGUUGUUGACAAAGUGCAACACAGCACAGUGGACUGUUUUUGAGUCUCUUCAUGUCAGUGACAUGUCUCCUGUACUCUGUGCAUUGAUAACUCAGAUGUUUCUUCUUUUUAGUUUAUGGAUUUUUAUUAUUAUUAUUUUUUUUUUUUUUAAAACUACACAUUCCCGUCUUGACGCCCAGUCACACGUAGUAAAAGAAGUAAAUGGAAAUAAGACAUUUAAUCCCAGUUAAUCCAGCGUCCAAUGCCCCUCGAGUAAAAGCACUCUAAGUACUAAAAGCCAUACAAUACAAGAGACGGGGGGAGAUGUCUCCCUGUCCUCGUUUGAAUUUGCGACUAAAGGGUUCUUGCAUGAGACUCGGACAUAAUUAACUCAACCAGCGAAAUGUACUUUAAUCCUAAUAUCAAACCGCACCAUCGCUGAUGAAGGCAUGUCACACGAUAACUGUAUUAUGACGUAGCGGUAGAGAAUCCAUGCAUGUUUUUUGUUUUUUUGUGAAAUUCCCCCCCAAUCAGCCGUCGAUACGAACAGGUCCAUAGUGCAGGAAAAAGAGGGCAAAAUCAUCACUCGGGAUUUUUCGUGGAAAAUAUGCAAAACUGUGUGUGAAGGGCUUCAUGUUCACCGUCAGCUUUGAUAAAAAAAAAACCUGCCUCUAAUUUAUCGCUUCGGUAAAUGACCUUGUGUUGAAUCUUACGCGGGGAUUUGUUUCCACAGAUGAGUGUCGUCUUUGUUGUUGUUGUUUUUUUUUCCUUUCUAUUUGACCACAUCUAAAUGCAUUAAGAAAACACAUGUAUAUUAUAUAUAUAUAAAUAUAUAUAUAAAUAUAAAUAUAAGUAUAUAUUGUAUAUCCUUUUUUGUAAAAGCUGUUUUGAGCUACAAACGUAUGGAUGCAAUGCAUCAUGGGUUACUGGACACGGUGUAAGAAAAUACAAUGAUUUGUACCCACAGAGAUAUGAUUGCAGGAAAUUAAAUAAAACUUCCUUGUCUAUG